This is a messenger RNA of Cutaneotrichosporon oleaginosum, 1200 nucleotides long. Lineage: Eukaryota; Fungi; Basidiomycota; Tremellomycetes; Trichosporonales; Trichosporonaceae. The record is from RefSeq and is a predicted model, not a curated record.
CAAACCACCACCACGACCACCACAAUGACACUCUCUUAUGAGGAGCAGCGGCAGCAGAACAUUGCGGACAAUGAAGCGCUGCUCAAGUCACUCGGGCUUGACACGCCUGUUAUCCCGACGGCAAAGGUCAAGCCAAAGCCAAAACCAAAGCCGAAGCCGAAGGCUGUCGAAGCCGCUGAUUACGAGGACAAGGGCAGCGAGUCUGAUGACUCGGAGGGCGAGGUCAUCCGCCUGCGGCGGAGCGCACGCGACCGGCGUACAAUGAGUAGUGCUGCUGGUACCACAACUCGUGUCACAGCGCUAAACACCGCUCACCGACGUGCUGUGAGCCCGGACACAGACGACGAGAGGCAGCCGCUGCGUAAGGCGCAGCGUUUAGGCAUUCGUACACAGGACCCACGGCAGUUCGGCCACAUUCCCGGCGUCGCGGUGGGGACGUGGUGGGAGUCACGGAUGGACUGCAGCACGGCAGCGGUGCACGCACCCCCGGUCUCAGGCAUCUCGGGCGGCGCGGAGACGGGCGCGUACAGCGUUGCGCUUAGUGGAGGCUAUCCGGAUGACGUCGACCUCGGCGAAGCAUUUACAUAUACAGGCUCGGGAGGACGCGACCUGAAAGGCACGCGGGACAAGCCAAAGAAUUUGAGAACAGCCCCGCAGACGUUUGAUCAGAGCUUUGACAACAACUUCAAUGCUGCACUCAAGACUAGCGCUGAGACCAAGAACCCCGUGCGUGUGAUACGUGGUUUUAAGCUUGAGUCGCCAUAUGCCCCAUCUGAAGGCUAUCGGUAUGAUGGGCUGUACAUUGUCGAGCGCGCGUGGAUGGCCCCUGGUCUGACACGAGGCCUCAAGCGUUUGCCGGGACAGGCGCCGUUGCCGAGGCAAGACGAUGAUAACGGGGAGGAGGAGGAGGAGGGGGAAGAGGAGGACGUUGCGGAUGUCAUCACCGAAAACGUUCUCGAGGAUAAACAAGAGGACCACGAAGGACUGGCUCGCGGCGGCGCUCCAGCCGUUUGUCGACCGGUACGCAAGUCGCAUCUCCAAUCUCAAACGGAAAGCGUUCUGGCAGUUCUACGAAUGCAGAGCCUAGCAAACGCGCUAAAAACCGCAACUCGCUGGUCUCGGACGCAGCACCCCGGCGUAGUAACCGUCGCAGUCUGGUCUAAGGCUGUCUGGCGUCUGGCCAUAAUGUCUCUUGCUUAG